UGCCUGUGUCACUAAUAGAAGGCUGGAGAAGGAGGAUUCCCUUCAGGUCUCCAGGGCAACAGGCCAGGUGACCAAUCAACUCCUAGGCCUAGGCUCAUUGUUGGAGGUGUAAGUGUUGCUAUGACUACUGAAACCUUGGUGACUGAAAACAAAGUAGAGCCUGUUCAGUCUCCUAAGACUACAUCAAGCAAGUUUGUAGACAUGUCUGUGGAAAAGAUGGUAAAAGUAGAAGUAUGCAGAGUUGGAAAAGGGGCUGGUUUGGAUGCGUUUCCCUGGAUGAGGUUUCCAGAUCAAUUUACCAGAAAUGGACAGAUGUAACAGAAGGGUAGUAGCAGGAGUGGGAGAUGAUGUCUGGCACAUAGUAGGUGUUCAGAUAUUUGUUGCAUACUAACCACUGCAUGUUACCUUUGAUCCAUUCUGAAAGGAGUAGGACUUUCUCCCCACCUCCCCUAGGAAAUUGGCUACUCCCUGUCUCUAAAGGGAAAGGUCUAUGUGUCUCCCACUAUGAUAGGGUACUGAGUGAGGUACUGGAGAUCAAGGCAGAUCAACAGAACUCCCUUUUCUUGCAGAGUUUUCAAAGGGCCCCGGGACUUAAGAAGAUGGUGGACAGGUGGCGUAAUUCACACACUCACUGUCUGUGGCAGAUGACAUUAAGCCAGAGGAGAAACCCAUAUGCCAUCCUAAGGAUGCAGGACACUAUGGUGCAGGAGUUGGCACUGGCCAACAAGCAAUUACUGAUGGUCCGUCAAGCUGCCCUGCACCAGCUGUUUGAAAAGGAGCAUCAGCAGUACCAACAGGAACUAAAUCAGAUGGGCAAAGCUUUUUAUGUGGAGAGACUCUAAUGGCAUUUGAAACAUUGUCCUUCCAUUCUCACCAUACCUGCUAACCUAGAUUUCUUGAGCCCCACCACCUUCAGUUUCCUUCCCAAAACUCACCUGGAUCUAGUUAUGUGCCCAGGACUCAAGACAGUGCUCCAACUCUCACCUCUGGUGCCCCUGUCAACCCCCUGGUGCUAUAGGGGAAACAAUCUAUGAAACAAUGGUAAAAACAAGAGUGACGCCUUGUGGUCAGAAUGACAUAUGCAGUGUUGAUGUGAGUGGGGGGAGGGGAGGUAGAUAGAGGCACAAUGUGAGAAGCGAAUCCUGAUUUGGUUUAACAAAUAAAGCUAGUUCUUAAAGGUUCAAACCUGGACUACUGGCUCAUUCUUUCAGCCCUAAAUCUUGAUCUGUUUCAAAAGUGCUUAUUCACAGCUGCCAUAAUCUUAAUAGAGCUUUCUGGAUUUUGCUCACCACCUCUCUGAUCUCACUUCCACUGAUUUUUUCUAUAUACUUGGACAAAUAGCUCUGAAUAUGGCUAUUAAUCCACAGGUACUAUGGUGCUUGAUGUCAGUAGGCCUGGAUUUUAGGUUCUGACUUGGCAGUUAUUGUGAGACCUUGGACAAGUCUCUUUCAUCUGGAUUUCUGCCUGAAUUCCCACCUUGGCAAAAUAACGGGGUUCCAGACUCAAAUGCCUUCAGGAGUCCGGCAGUUAUAAGGGAAUAAGGGAUGGUGGGAUUUAUGGGGGACUGGAAAGAGCAUGUGAAAUCUAAAUGCAUUCAAAAUUCUUAAAAGUACUGAUUAAUCAUUUGCAUCUAUAGGCCAUAGAGAACUUUACUUAUAAAGAUCCGCUUUACAUACAAAUGACAUCUCAAGCCAGAGAGACUCCCACUCUGCAUCCAGUAACAGGUGCAGGAACACGCCCUCACUCUCUGAUGUAAUUGCCAUCGUACGUACUUUUCCCUGUUCCCUCACCUUGCCAUCUGCAUGCUCAUUGGUUACUCAUCCUUUCCACACUGAUGGUUUCCUGCCCUCAAACUCCAUGUGGCUCUGUCUGCACUGCAAAACUCGCACCUUUUCUUUCCCCCCUCCCCCAAGUCUGCCUCUGUCCUUCAAUAUGCAUUUUUCAUCUUAGCUCAGAGCUUCUCCUUCCUCCCUUCCCUACACACCCCACUGAUGAGGAGCACAGAGAAGCAGCAAGGUAUAAAGAGAAAAACACACACUAUGGAGUCAGGUGUGCGUUCAAAGUCUGACUUCACCUCUUAAUUGUGUCACCAUGUGUAAGUUACUUCUCUGAGCCUCAAUUUUCUCUUCUGAAAAUGGGGAUAAUACCCAUCUCAGAGGAACAUUAUGAAGAUUAAAUAAGA
Molecule: messenger RNA, 2182 nt
Organism: Orcinus orca (killer whale)
Lineage: Eukaryota; Metazoa; Chordata; Mammalia; Artiodactyla; Delphinidae
Gene: CFAP141
Product: cilia and flagella associated protein 141
Exons: 3
Coding region: 399-842 (147 amino acids)
Source: RefSeq, a predicted model, not a curated record